This is a messenger RNA of Entrophospora candida, 308 nucleotides long. The record is from the annotation of a GenBank genome assembly. Lineage: Eukaryota; Fungi; Glomeromycota; Glomeromycetes; Entrophosporales; Entrophosporaceae.
UUGGGCCAUGGGAACUCAAAAAUCUUGAAAAUCAAUUAGAAUUUUCAGAAAAAGCAAAAAGACAACAUAUUGAAAAUAAAUUUAUUGGAUUCACCAAAGAUCAAAAAACUGGGUUUCAUGGAUUAUGUGUUUUAGGUUUUGGAUUACCUAAUGAAGAAGAUGAUGAAAGAGUUUACUAUGAAUUUUGGUCAAGAGUAUGGUUAACUUCUGAAAAUGAUGAAAUUUUUAAUUUAAUUAAAUCAAAUAGAGAAGAACUUGCUAGUUUAGUUAUUUGUGGAGGCAAAGAUGAAUAUACAAUUGAGUAUUAA